This is a messenger RNA of Impatiens glandulifera, 3372 nucleotides long. RefSeq names its product LRR receptor-like serine/threonine-protein kinase RGI5. The coding region runs from base 1 to 3246 and encodes 1081 amino acids. The record is from RefSeq and is a predicted model, not a curated record. NCBI's taxonomy places the organism in Eukaryota, Viridiplantae, Streptophyta, Magnoliopsida, Ericales, Balsaminaceae. Gene Ontology annotation, cellular component: plasma membrane. Gene Ontology annotation, biological process: protein phosphorylation; hormone-mediated signaling pathway. Gene Ontology annotation, molecular function: protein binding; ATP binding; protein kinase activity. The transcript is spliced from 2 exons.
AUGGAGAAAUCAAAACCUUCUUCUUCUAUCCAUCAUCUGUUUCUGUAUUAUUGGGUAAUAAUAAUCAUAUCAAGCUCAGCUGUUCUUGUGAAAUCUUUAUCUUCUGAUGGAGAAGCACUUCUUUCACUUAUCAUAGAUGUUGAUCCUUUUGCAAAAUCAUCUUCCCCUGUUAUUUCUUCAUGGAACCCAUCAAAUGAAAACCCUUGUUCAUGGCAAGGGAUUACUUGUUCUCCUCAGGAGAGAGUAAUCUCUCUAUCUCUCCCAAAUACAUUCUUAAAUCUCUCUUCUUUACCAUCACAACUCUCAUCUCUCUCAUAUCUUCAACUUCUCAAUCUCUCAUCAACUAAUGUUUCAGGCCAAAUCCCACCUUCUUUUGGCUAUCUAUCUCAUCUUCAUCUUCUAGACCUCUCUUCAAAUUCUCUCACCGGACCCAUCCCGCCGGAGCUCGGUCUCCUCAGUUCACUUCAGUUUCUGUUCUUGAACACAAACAGAUUAUCCGGGCAGAUACCACAAACACUUGCCAACUUAUCUAACUUGGAGAUUCUCUGUUUACAAGAUAAUCAGAUUAAUGGGUCUAUUCCUUCUCAGUUAGGUUCGUUAAUCUCUCUUCAACAGUUUAGGGUUGGUGGAAACCCUUUUCUCACCGGAGAAAUCCCGUCUCAGCUUGGGUUUCUAACAAAUCUGACAACUUUCGGCGCCGCCUCGACUGGACUUUCCGGCGUUAUACCGUCGACAUUUGGAAACUUAGUCAAUCUUCAAACGUUGGCGCUCUAUGACACUGAUAUAUUCGGAUCUAUUCCGCCGGAGAUUGGGUUUUGUUUGGAAUUGAGAAAUUUGUAUAUUCAUAUGAAUAAACUUACCGGUGUAAUCCCAUCUCAACUGGGUAAAUUGCAGAAAGUUACCAGUUUGCUUCUAUGGGGAAACUCACUCACCGGAACCAUUCCGGCGGAUUUAUCAAACUGUUCUUCGCUCGUGAUUCUUGAUUUGUCGGCGAAUGAAUUAACCGGAGAAAUCCCAUUUGAUAUCGGGAAACUACCUGUUCUUGAACAGCUUCAUUUAUCUGAUAAUUUAUUUACAGGUGUAAUCCCAUGGCAGUUGAGUAAUUGCACAAGUUUAACCGCUCUUCAACUCGAUAAGAACCAAUUCUCCGGCCAAAUCCCAUCGCAAAUUGGUAACUUGAAAUCAUUACAAAGCUUCUUCCUUUGGGGAAACUCUGUUUCCGGUCAAAUUCCGGCGAGUUUUGGAAACUGUACUGAACUAUACGCUCUUGAUCUCACUAGAAACAAUCUUUCCGGGUCAAUCCCAGAUGAGAUUUUCGGGUUGAAGAAAUUAAGCAAACUUCUCUUGCUCGGGAAUUCCCUCUCCGGCGAACUCCCCGGAGCCGUUUCACGUUGCCAGUCGUUGGUUCGUUUAAGGUUAGGCGAAAACCGGUUGUCUGGUCGGAUUCCGAAGCAGAUUGGUGAAUUGCAGAAUCUUGUUUUUCUUGAUUUGUACAUGAAUCGAUUCUCCGGCAGUUUACCAUCUGAAAUCGCCAACAUUUCCGUUCUUGAGCUUUUCGAUGCUCAUAACAACUUCAUCUCCGGCGAAAUCCCGGCUGGGUUAGGUGAGCUUGUGAACUUAGAACAGCUUGAUCUUAGCCGGAAUAGUUUCUCAGGUGAAAUCCCUUUGAGUUUUGGCAAUUUCAGUUAUUUGAAUAAACUCAUACUAAACAAUAAUAUGCUCACUGGUUCUAUUCCACAAUCCAUUAGAAAUUUACAGAAAUUGACUCUUCUUGAUCUGAGUUUCAAUUCAUUUUCCGGCGGAAUUCCGCCGGAGAUCGGUUUUAUCUCCAGCCUGACUAUUAGUCUUGAUUUAAGUUCAAACAGGUUUAAUGGGGAAAUACCCGAGUCAUUUUCCGGGUUGACCCAGUUACAAUCAUUGGAUCUUUCUAAUAAUAUGCUUUAUGGAAAGAUAACAAUUCUUAGUCUACUUACAAGCCUAACUUCCUUAAAUGUUUCAUUGAAUAAUUUCUCCGGGCCAAUACCCAUAACCCCGUUUUUUCGAACUUUAGGAUCGAGUUCAUUUAUAGGGAAUUCCCAUCUUUGCGUUUCCCUCGACGGGUCGUCUUGUUCGACCCGUUUCGAUAGAAGAAACGGGUUUAAAACCGCGAAAAUCCUAGCUUUAACCUUUGUGAUUCUCGCUUCAAUUUCGGUCACAUUUGUUAUUGUAUGGAUAAUCUUAACUCGAACAAGGAACAAAUCAUUUAGCUCGACGAUUUCCACUUCAAAAGACGAUUUCGCCUAUCCUUGGACGUUUAUACCGUUUCAAAAACUAAACUUCACGGUUGGAAACAUCUUGGAAUGUAUCAAGGACGAGAAUGUAAUUGGAAAAGGUUUUUCGGGUGUGGUCUAUAAAGGCGACAUGCCAAACGGGGAAAUGGUAGCGGUUAAGAAGCUAUGGAAAACGAAGAAGGACGAGGAAAUAAUUGAUUCUUUCGCGGCGGAAAUUCAAAUUCUCGGGCAUAUAAGGCAUAGGAAUAUUGUUAGGCUUGCCGGGUAUUGUUCAAACAAGAGUGUUAAGCUUUUGCUUUACAAUUACAUAUCGAAUGGAAAUCUUCAACAAUUGUUGUUGAGUAACCGGAGUUUGGAUUGGGAAACGAGGUAUAAGAUCGCGGUUGGGAUUGCUCAAGGGCUAUCGUAUCUUCAUCACGAUUGCAUUCCCCCGAUUCUACAUAGAGAUGUUAAGUGUAACAACAUAUUAUUGGAUUCGAGAUUCGAAGCAUAUUUAGCCGAUUUUGGACUCGCUAAACAAAUGAACUCUCCCGAUUAUCACAAUGCCAUUUCGAGAGUAGCCGGUUCUUAUGGUUACAUUGCUCCAGAGUAUGGAUACACGACUAAUAUUACGGAGAAAAGUGAUGUUUAUAGCUAUGGGGUGGUACUACUCGAGAUAUUAAGUGGGCGAAGUGCGGUUGAUGGACAAGUUGGAGAUGGUCUCCACAUUGUGGAAUGGGUGAGGAGGAAAAUGGGGAGUUUUGAACCGGCUUUGAUGAUUCUUGACCCGAAAUUGCAAGGGCUGCCCGAUCAGAUGGUUCAAGAGAUGUUACAAACGGUUGGGAUCGCGAUGUUUUGUGUGAACUCGACGCCCGGGGAACGACCCUCCAUGAAGGAGGUAGUGGCUUUGUUAAUGGAAGUGAAGAGUAGUGGUCAGAUUGAAGAAUGGGGAAAAACUUCACAGCCUUUGAUUAAACAAUCCUCAACUCAAAGCUGAUGUUUUUGGUUUUGGGAUUCUUCUAAUUUUUCUUGGUUUGUUUUUGUUUUUUUCUUUCAUUUGUAGUAUCUUCAAGUUUCAAUAGUGUAAGUGGAGAGGUUUAUGUACAUAUUUAGAGACAUGACU